AUGUCCCUCGCACUCUACGCCCUACUAACUGCCCUGGUAGCAGUAGCAGCCUACAGCCUCCGCAACGUCGGCCGCAGGCCCUCCAACUACCCCCCAGGCCCACCGACACUCCCCAUCAUAGGAAACCUGCAUCUAAUGCCCAAAGAAAAGCCGCAUCUACAAUUCCAAAAGUGGGCCGAAGAAUACGGGCCCGUCUAUUCGCUCAUCCUCGGGACGAAAGUCAUGGUCGUGUUGUCGUCGGACCAGGCUGUGAAGGACCUGCUUGAUAAACGGAGUGGGAUUUAUUCGUCGCGCCCGGAUAUGUAUCUUGGGCAGAUUGUGAGCGGUAGGUGUCGUAUGUUGCUUAUGCCGUACGGCGAUACAUGGCGCAUGAUUCGGAAGAUUGUUCAUCUCAACCUCAAUGUCAAGGCGGCGCGUACAUAUGUGCCAUAUCAAGAGCUGGAGAAUAAAGCGAUGCUCGUUGGCUUCUUGGAGAGUCCAGAUCUCUUCAUCGACCACAUUCGUCGUUAUACCAACUCUUUGACCACGCAGAUGAUCUUCGGGUUCCGCACUACAAGCAUCGACGACCCCAAGUUAAAACAGCUUUACUCGGGCUUCGAGAAGUUCUCCGAACUCAUGGGUGAGACUACAGCAAAACUAGUCGACCUCUUCCCAAUCCUGCGCUCAUUACCCGACUUCGCGCUUCCCCUACGGAAAUACGCAAAGGAGCUGCACGAAAAAGAGAGUGAACUAUACGUCGGCCACUGGCUAAACGUGAAGAAAGCAAUCAAAAACGGGACAGCCAAACCCUGCUUCUGCGUCGACCUCGUACGCGCACAAGACGAGGAGAACUUCUCAGAUGAGCUCGCCGGAUACGUGAGCGGUUCGUUGCUAGAAGCAGGAUCAGAUACUACAUCCGCGACCCUCAUCGGCUCAAUGAUCCUCUUCCCCUCCGUCUCCGCCACCGCCCGUUCAGAACUCGACACGAUCUGCGGCCCCCGCCUCCCCACCCUCUCCGACUUACCGCACCUCCCCUACAUCCGCAGCUGCGUCAAAGAAAGCAUGCGCUGGAUGCCCACCGCCAUCCUCGGCGUCCCCCACGCCGUAAUCCGAGACGACGAGUACAUGGGAUACAAGAUCCCCAAAGGCGCGGACGGCGGCGGAAGCGGCGUGUAA
This is a messenger RNA of Alternaria ethzedia, 1155 nucleotides long. RefSeq lists its product as uncharacterized. The transcript is spliced from 5 exons. The record is from RefSeq and is a predicted model, not a curated record. Gene Ontology annotation, molecular function: iron ion binding; heme binding; monooxygenase activity. The coding region runs from base 1 to 1155 and encodes 384 amino acids. NCBI's taxonomy places the organism in Eukaryota, Fungi, Ascomycota, Dothideomycetes, Pleosporales, Pleosporaceae.